UGUGGCUCAUCCGGGGCGGGGCUGCGCAUCCCUUCGACGGCCUCCGCAGCUGGGGCGCCGCUCCCGCAGGCAGACUUCUUGUUCCAGUGCUGGUCAACCGUGAUAGUGAUGUCACUAGUCCAUUGCAUGCAGGGAUGUCUGAGGGUGAGCAGGAAAUGAAGCAGCUUUAGACAAUAACUUCAGCUGUCUAUAAAUGAACAUCAAAACGCAGCAUUGCUACGGCUGUCUGCCCAGCAGACCUGGUUACAAGAGCCAGAGGGAUGGUGGUAGUCACAGGGCAGAACAAAGCCAGUGGAAAUCUGGACGAUGCCAUGUCGAGUUCAGAUGCAGAGGAUGAUUUCCAAGACCCUGCCACUCCUACUGCAACUCAGGCAGGGCACUCGCUGCCUCUGCUGCCUCAGCAGUUCCCAGAAGUUGUUCCGCUUAAUGUAGGAGGCAUGUAUUUCGCUACCAGGCUGUCAACACUAAGACGCUAUGAAGAUACCAUGUUGGCUGCUAUGUUUAGUGGAAGACACUACAUUCCAACAGAUGCUCAAGGCAGAUAUUUUAUUGACAGAGAUGGAACUUACUUUGGAGAUGUUCUUAACUUUCUGCGAUCUGGUGACCUGCCAUCGAGAGAACGAGUGAGGUCAGUUUACAAGGAAGCUCAAUAUUAUUCCAUAGGACCAUUGCUGGACAAUCUAGAGGAAGUCCAGCCUCUUAAGGGAGAAAAAGUUAGACAAGCUUUCCUGGGCUUAAUGCCAUAUUACAAAGAACACUUGGAGCGGAUAAUUGAAAUAGCUAAGCUUAGAGCCAUGCAGAGAAAAGCAAGAUUUGCAAAGUUGAAGAUCUGUGUUUUCAAGGAAGAAAUGCCCAUCACCCCAUAUGAGUGUCCACUUUUCAACUCUCUACGUUUUGAAAGAAGUGAAAGCGAGACAAAACUGUUUGAACAUCACUGUGAAGUAGAUGUAUCUUUUGGCCCCUGGGAGGCUGUAGCUGAUGUAUACGAUCUUCUGCACUGUAUUGUGACAGACCUGUCAGACAAGGGAAUUACUGUGGAUCAUCAGUGCAUUGGUGUGUGUGAUAAACAUCUGAUAAACCAUUAUUACUGCAAGCGCCCCAUCUAUGAAUUCAAGAUUACUUGGUGGGUGACCCUACCAGUACCGCCACAAACAACGUGGACACCUCACAGGUGUGUGAGUCUAGAGACAACAAGGAGGACGAUAUGGUGGAUGAGGAAGAGGAGGAGAAUGGGAUCCAUUCUCCCCGAGAGCCAGAAAAUAUUUUUAACCUUGGAGCCCUGUAGGUCACAGGAUAUCACAGUGGCCAACCGUGAUGCCGGGGAAGGCAUCUCUGCUGAAAAUGUGUCCUUUGGCACGUCAUCAACACUUGAAAGCAGACUUUCGCUGAUUAGAAGAAGGCAAAAGAGAACACGGGAGGACAUGUUCACUGAGAUAAUGAACGCCUCUGGGACAGCUGACACAGAGCUGAGAGGCUGGAGGAUUUCACUGUCUGAGAAGUUAGACAUGGACAGGGAGAGCAGGAAAGCUUCCACUGAGCAAGAGUGUGCGGCGCAGGAUGAGAUGCUUCGGAUUGUGACCAAGCAGGCAUCCUCUUGUUCAGGCAGCUCUUGCCACAAGCUAGACGAUGCUGAAACUAGGAGCAAGAAGCUUAAUGGCAGUGCUGAGCUGCAUGUGCUCAAUAAUUCAAAUGCAGCUCAAUUCAUUUCACCAGAAUUUACCAAAAAACCCACACCCCAGGCACAACCAACCCAACAACCACUCCUCAUGUCUGUGGCCCCGCCCUGCCGGAGCUACCCGGAAGUGACGCCGCUGCACGCACGCACGCGCGCUGACGCCGGGGCCGGGGCCCUGCCGAACCGGUCUGAGGGGAGGAGCGUCGCGUUCGCAGGCGGCGCAGCUGGAGCGGGGCUGAGACGCCGCCGCCGCCCGGGAGAGCCGGAAGAAAUGAGCCUAAAGUCUGAACGCAGAGGAAUUCACGUUGAUCAGUCAGAGCUACUGUGCAAGAAAGGAUGUGGUUACUAUGGAAACCCUGCUUGGCAGGGCUUCUGCUCCAAGUGCUGGAGAGAAGAGUACCAUAAGGCAAGGCAGAAGCAGAUUCAGGAUGACUGGGAGCUGGCCGAGCGACUUCAGCGUGAGGAGGAAGAAGCCUAUGCUAGUAGUCAGAGUACACAAGGGGCACAGUCGCUCACCUUUUCCAAGUUUGAGGAAAAGAAAACCAAUGAAAAGACACGCAAGGUGACAACUGUGAAGAAAUUCUUCAGUGCGUCUUCCAGGACAGGAGCUAAGAAGGACAUUCAUGAAGCUAAGGCUCCUAGCCCUUCAAUAAACAGGCAGGUCAGCAUUGAGACAGAUCGAGCGUCCAAGGAGUUUAUAGAGUUUCUCAAGACCUAUCAUAAAUCUGGUCAAGAAAUUUAUAAGCAGUGCAAAAUGUUUUUGGAAGCAAUGCAUCACAAAAGGGAAUUAAGUAUUGAGGAACAAUCUGAAUGUGCCCAGGACUUCUAUCAAAACAUAGGAGAGAAAUUACAGACCCGUUCAAAAGUUUCCCCAGAAAAAGUUGAGAAAACAAUGGACCAGAUUGAAAAAUAUAUCAUGACUCGAUUGUAUAAAUAUGUGUUCUGCCCCGAAACAACUGAUGAUGAGAAGAAAGAUCUGGUUGUCCAAAAGAGAAUCAGGGCUUUACACUGGGUAACUCCACAAAUGCUGUGUGUUCCUGUUAAUGAAGAAAUUUCAGAAGUCUCUGAUAUGGUUGUGAAAGCAAUUACAGAUAUUAUCGAAAUGGAUUCAAAACGUGUCCCUCGUGAUAAAUUAGCAUGCAUCACCCAAUGCAGCAAACAUAUCUUCAACGCUAUAAAAAUCACAAAAAACGAACCAGCUUCUGCUGAUGACUUCUUACCAACACUCAUAUAUAUUGUUUUGAAGGGAAACCCACCCCGUCUGCAGUCCAACAUCCAGUAUAUAACCCGCUUCUGUAAUCCAAGCAGGUUAAUGACUGGAGAGGAUGGCUACUAUUUUACCAAUCUGUGCUGUGCUGUGGCCUUCAUUGAAAAACUGGACGCUCAAUCUUUAAAUCUAAGCCAGGAGGAUUUUGAUCGCUACAUGUCGGGCCAAACGUCUCCAAAGAAACAAGAAUCUGAAAACUGGUCAUCUGAUGUGUGCCUAGGUGUUAAACAGAUGUAUAAAAACUUAGACCUCCUCUCUCAAUUGAAUGAGAGACAGGAAAGAAUUGUCAGUGAAGCCAAGAAGCUUGAGAAAGACCUUAUAGAUUGGACUGAUGGAAUUACUAAGGAAGUCCAAGAUAUUGUUGAAAAAUAUCCAUUGGAAAUAAAUCCAAAAAAUCAACCCUUAGCAGCUAUUGACUCUGAAAACGUAGAGAAUGACAAAUUGCCCCCACCACUGCAGCCUCAGGUUUAUGCUGGAUGAUAAUUUACCAGGAAAGUAUUAACUUCAAAAGGAAUUCUUACACACCUAUUACUGUUUGCUGCUUGGAAAGGGGAAUAAGUUUGAGGCUAAAAAAUCAAAUGAGUUUAAAUCAGUACAUUUUUAAAGGUACAAUUAUUUUGUUUAGAGUGUAAUAAAUUGUAUUUAUUUUAGUCAAAGUAGGUUUCUAUUAGGCUUUUGUGGUUUUUUGAACUGAAUUUAAAUUUUCUACACAAAGCCAAUGUAAUUUUUAAGCAACACUAGUCCAUUGACAACUUUUUCCUGAAAGCUUCCUUCUAGGCAUGCACUUAUGUGUUUUUAAAUAAUGAGUUUAAUUUAAAUUUAAGAAGAAAAAGAUUAGCAGUACUUCUUGAAUAAUGCAAGGUUGGGCGUUCUAGCAGAAACUCAAAGGUACCAGUGUUCCAGAGUCUGAAUUUAUUCUAUAGUUGUAAUGAUGAAAGAUAUAGUGUAAAAUAACUAUGUAGAAUUGUAAAUAGGUUUAAAAAAGUAAUGUUUCAACUGUGCAUGGCACCGUGUGUAUUAGUACAAAAUGAUAUAUAAAAAUGUCCAUUUUUAGCACCUUUUAUUUAGUUCAAUAUUAACUUCACAGUAUAUAAGGUAGUACGCCAUUAAUGUAUUUUAGCAAGCUGGGUGAUGCAACAGAAUGAACUGCAGAUUUGAAAGCUUGACAGAACUAUAUCAUAGUAUUCAUAGCUUUUUAGCUCCUUCUUUAUAAUAACUCUUGGGAUCUGAAAAUGGAAAUAUUUUUUCAUCUUAACAUUUUCCUCCAUUUUUGUCAGUACACUGGUGGUCUGUUGGGUUGCAGGUAGGUGCUGGUGUUGCUUAUUUCUAAGAAGAGAAAGCAUUGAAGCAGGUUUUGGAAGGAGAGGAAAAUGGCAGACUUGAAACAUGUGGUGAUAGUUGUGGGGGAAAUGGUUCAAAUGCUCGGCUAACAGUGACUUACUCCCUUUCCUAAUACAGUGAGUUUGUAUUGUUUAGCCAUUUCCCACUGAUGGGUUGGGCCUUGACCACCUCCCCCGCCCCUUUUCCCCCUCCACAAUCCAGGCAUGCAUCAUAUGAACAUGUUUUAGAGGCUGCUUUAUUAAGAGCAUGACUCUGCUAUGAGCAAGAAGGAGUACAUUUAUUUUUACAAAAUUGCACUAUUCCAGGCUUUAGUGGUUUUUUUUUUUUUUGAGUGCUGAAAGUGAACAAGUUAAUCAAGGUUAAUACAGUUCACUUCACAAAAGCUUUACAUCACUGUGUACUGUAUUUCAUGUGAAAAAUAACCCGGUAGUCCACUCCACAAAAUAUGUAACCAUUUGCAGAUUUUUUUAUACUCCAGUGAAACAUUUUAUAUAUCAUUUUAAAUAUCUUCCAGUUAAUUUAGUCUGCCAUGGCUUGUAUGUGUACCUGUGAUAUUUAAUGCUUUUCAGAGAGACUUUCCUUAGCUUGGCUAAGGGCUGUUCUUAAGCAACAUUAAAAAUGUUUCCAUCAAGGGGAGGGUACCUAUCUCUUCAUUGUAUUCCAUUGCUUUAAAAAUACUGAUACUUCAAAAUUUGCACUGCAAUAAUUUCAGACCAAAACUGUGACUUGUCCUAUUUUUAAUUCUCAAAUUGCUGUGUUUAACGGUUUGAACUAUGCAUUCCUAGUGUUUUAAAGGUAACUAAUUACCCACAUUUCCCUGCAGAGAUGCAGCAGUGAGUCAGUUGAUCACAAGAAAUUACUCUGAGUAGUUACUGUAUGUUGAUGAGACUCUGCUCCUAGACUGUUUAAGACCUGAUCAAUGCUUGUAGUGAGUGUUUAUUUUCUCUAUAUACAUUAGGUGCUAAUUCUGAUAUCCAGGUACACAUUUGUCUCUUUCCUAAAACUAAAUAAAUAAAAAAAAUGUACACACCUUUUAGCUACUGCAUACUAAAUUGCUGUUAAAUAAAAAUAUGUGCAUUA
Messenger RNA from Trachemys scripta elegans, 5363 nucleotides. RefSeq names its product RAB guanine nucleotide exchange factor 1 (gene RABGEF1). Gene Ontology annotation, biological process: vesicle-mediated transport; protein homooligomerization. The record is from RefSeq and is a predicted model, not a curated record. Lineage: Eukaryota; Metazoa; Chordata; Testudines; Emydidae. The transcript has 18 exons. The coding region runs from base 261 to 3422 and encodes 1053 amino acids. Gene Ontology annotation, cellular component: endocytic vesicle; cytosol. Gene Ontology annotation, molecular function: small GTPase binding; guanyl-nucleotide exchange factor activity; zinc ion binding.